GCGGUAUAGACGCGUAAACACUCCUUUUGGUAUUCAUGAGUAAAGUAAACUUUGUGGCAUUGCCGAACUAGAGUGAAAUAUAUCAGCAGCGCCAAACAAUCGACCCGGAUAACUUUUAAAUUUUCCGUAAGGAGUUUGCAUCACUUCUCACAGCAAGAGCAGAGAUCUGGAAGAGGAAUAUACGCGCUGGACGUCCUAACAAGAGUCAUUAAUUAUUCAGUCAUUCAUGAGAGUCACUAUACUGCACGGGGAGAUUCAUCGCGCAAAGGGAUUUACAGUGGUGUUGUAUAUGUAAAGCUGAGCCCUGCCAGAGGGUUGGAUUUCUACACUAACGUGUCAGACUUACCCGUGACUCCUGGGAAGGAAGAUGGCUUCUGUGGGCAUUCUGUCAGAGGCCUCUGAGGGCGGAGGCAACAACGAAUUUACUGACAUUAUCAGAUGGAGAUCAGAUGAACAUGAUGCUGUACAGAAGAAAACUUUCACGAAGUGGAUCAAUGCGCAGUUCUCCAAGAAGGGAAAGACACCCAUCAAAGACAUGUUCUCUGACCUUAGAGAUGGACGAAAACUGCUUGAUCUUCUGGAGGGACUGACUGCAACUACACUGACCAAAGAGCGUGGCUCCACCAGAGUUCACUCCCUCAACAACGUCAACAGAGUCCUGCAAGUGCUUCACCACAACAGCGUGGAUUUGGUGAAUAUUGGAGGGACUGAUAUUGUUGAUGGGAAUCAUAAACUCACUCUGGGACUCAUCUGGAGUAUCAUACUGCACUGGCAGGUGAAGGACGUUAUGAAGGAUGUGAUGUCCAGUCUUCAGCAAACCAACAGUGACAAGAUUCUGCUGAGCUGGGUCAGAAACAGCACCCGUAACUAUGACAACGUCAACGUGCUCAACUUCACCACCAGCUGGGCAGAUGGGUUGGCAUUCAACGCCAUCCUACAUCACUUCAGGCCACAUGGGUUCAGCUGGGAGAAAUUAGUUCAUCUAACAUCAGUGGAGAGAUUGGAGCAUGCCUUCACGUUCGCCAAAGAUCAGCUCAGCAUUGAGAGACUGCUGGACCCGGAAGACGUGGCGGUGCAGUUGCCCGAUAAGAAGUCCAUCAUCAUGUAUGUGACAUCACUCUUUGCUGUGUUUCCCAAUGACAUCACAAUGGAUGACAUCAGAGAGGUUGAGACGCUACCCAGACGCUAUAAGGUGGAUACAGAGGAGGGACAUUCUGGAUUGGCUGGAGAGGAGGAGGAGACGGGCUAUGCAUGUGCAGGGAUGCCCAGCACACUAACAGAGGUGGAAAUGGAGGUGAAUCUGGACACAUAUCAGAUUACGCUGGAGGAGGUGCUCACCUGGCUGCUGUCUGCUGAAGACACACUGCACAUGCAGGAUGACUUGUCUGAUGAUGUCGAGGAGGUCAAAGAGCAGUUCCACACGCAUGAGGCCUUUAUGAUGGAGUUGACGGCACACCAGAGCAGUGUGGGUAACGUCUUACAGGCGGGAAACCAGCUGAUCGCUCAGGGCAACCUCAGUGAGGAAGAGGAGGAGGAGAUCCGAGAGCAGAUGACCCUGCUGAACUCACGCUGGGAAAACCUGCGUGUUGCCAGCAUGGACCGCCAGUCCAGACUUCAUGAAGUUCUCAUGGACCUUCAACAACAGCAGCUCCAGCAGCUCUCUGAUUGGCUGACACAGACUGAGGCACGGAUCCGUAAGAUGGAAACAGAGCCAGUAGCAAAAGACAUGGAAGGAUAUAUGUCUCAGAUAGAGCAGCAUAAAGUGUUGCAGAAUGACCUGGAGGUUGAGCAGGUGAAGGUGAACUCUCUCACACACAUGGUGGUUGUCGUGGAUGAGAACAGUGGAGAGAGUGCCACCACUGCCCUGGAGGACCAACUGCAGUCACUUGGAGAGCGCUGGGCGGCUGUGUGUCGCUGGACAGAAGAGCGCUGGAACAAACUUGAGGAAAUUCAGCUGGUUUGGCAGCGACUACUCGACGACCAGAGUUUGUUUGGAUCGUGGCUGGCAGAGAAGGAGAAGGCCUUAAAAGAAGUCCAGACCAGUGAUUAUAAAGACCCCAGUGAAAUAAAUGCCAGUGUCCGCAGAUUAGCCAGUCUUAAGGAGGACAUGGCCCAGAAGCGGAGGACCCUUAGUGCUCUGUCAGAUGCUGGACAGGACGUGAUGGUUCUGUUAAACAGUCCAGCAGCAGCUCAGAAUAUCGAGUCUGACACAGACGGGCUGACUCAACGCUGGGACAAUCUUGUCCAGAAACUGGAGGACUGCUCCAGUCAGGUUACAGAAGCUCUGUCUGUUACUGGGAUGCCCCAGGUACAGGAAAAAGUUGUCAUGGAGACCGUUACAACAGUAACGACACGGAUGGAGCAGACUUUCACCAGCAGCGACCGGGAGUUUCUGCCAACAGCCCCACCGAUACGACAAUGUCUAGAUACAGAUGGCGAGCUCAGGAAACUAGCUGAAACUGAUGUUCCUGAGCUUUUAUCCCGACUGACUGCAUGGAAAUCAUCUGCACUAGCUGCGAGAGACUCAUCUGAUCUGAAAGACAAACUACAGGCUCUGGAGGCGGGGCUUGCUGAGAGGGAUGGGUCAGUAAAAGAGAUGGUGCAAAAAGGAAAAAAGCAGAUUGAACAGCUGGGGAAAGAGGGUCUGUACACAGAUGAGGCUAAUUCCGGCUUAGACUUAGUGCAUAAUGAAUGGGAGUGCUGUCAGAACCUGAUGCGGGAUCUGAGGAACCGAGCUCAAGUUCUAGAGCGGGUGGCAGUGGUUCUCUCUGGACUGAAGGUUGUAGAUGGAGCUCUUCAGGAGCAGGAGAAAUGGUUGAUCUCAUCUGAGAGGUUUAGAGCUAAAGUUGACCAGAUGGAGCUUCAGACACUCAAAGAUGACUGUGAGUGUCAGAUAGCAGAGCUGGUAAAGCUGCAGCUGCGGGUGGAAGAACUCUGUGCCCAGGCUGAGUGUUUGACUACAGAACCUGGAGCUCCUGAUACCAUCAAACCAAGUCUGACAGCGCUGGCAUCACGCCACAUCACAGCUAUUCAAGAGCUCAAGACACGGCAGCAGGACAUCAGUACAGUGUUGUCCAGGCUGGUGGCGUCUGAAGCACUUCAGCAGAUGGAGUCCAGACUGCAUCUUAUCACAGAUGAUGUCAAAGACAUAACCACAGCUGAACGGGCAGUUAUCAAAGCUCAGACUCUUUGCACAGAGAUUGAUCAACAGAAGCAGAAGGUUUCAGACUCCGCAGAUCAGCAGAGCUGGACUAAACUCUCCAUUGCUGCCCACGAUCAGCUCCACACGCUACAGUGCAUUCUGGGCAACAUGAAGGACACAAAGGUGAAGAGUGAGGAGGUGAGCCACUGGUUAGAUGCGGUGGAGGAGCUUCUGUCUCGAGACGCUAGCGGCCUCAGCAACGGUGACAAACUACAGGAAGAACUCAACCAGUGCAAGGAGUUUGUUGGUGAGAUGGAGCACGUGGAAUCAUCUCUAAAGCAGACAGGAGAGUACGUGGCGGCUGUACAGCAGAGUGCAGUGCCAGGUGUGACCAACUGGGGGCAAAAGGAGUUCGAAGAGAGUCAGAGACGCUGGGACAUGCUCAGUAAAGAGUUGUUGAGUCGUGAAGAGCAUGUGAGUGAGGGUCAGGAGAAAGUGAAGAACCUGAAGAAAGAUCUGGCGGAGAUGAGAGAGUGGAUGAUUCAAGUGGACGAGGAGUUCCUCAUGAGAGACUUUGAGUACAGGAGUCCGGAGGAGCUGGAGGAAGCUCUGCAGGAGAUGAAGAAGGCCAAAGAGGAUGUGCUACAGAAGGAAGUGCGAGUGAAGAUUUUGAAGGACAGCAUUAAUGUGCUGAUGAGGAAGAUGCCCUCUGGUGCUCACGAUCUGAGCGCUGAGCUCACUGAAGUCCUGAAGAACUACUCCAAACUGUGUGAUCGCUUUAAGAGCAAAUGCCACACACUUGAGGAGGUGUGGUCAUGCUGGAUCGAGCUGCAGCAGUAUCUGGAUGUGGAGUCUGGCUGGUUGAGCGCACUGGAGGAGAAAGUUCAGGCUACGGAGAACAUCCCAGAAAACACAGAGGCCAUCAGUGAAGCUCUGGAGUCUCUGGAGUCGGUUCUCCGUCAUCCGGGUGAUAACAGGACUCAGAUCCGAGAGCUGGCUCAGACUCUGAUCGACGGAGGGAUUCUGGAUGACCUCAUCAGUGAGAAACUGGAGAAUUUCAACUGCCACCACGAUGAGCUGACUCAGCAGGCCUCUGCUCGUCAAAUGUGUCUGGAGCAACAGUUGUUGUCUCUGAAAGAGAAUGAGACGGCCUUACACACACUACAGACGGCUCUCACACACCUGGACCAAACACUCACCUCUUACCUCACGGACCGCAUUGAUGCCUUCCAACUGCCACAGGAGGCUCAGUCAAUCCAGGCUGAUAUUGCUGCCCAUGAGGCCACGCUAGAGGACAUGAGAAGGAGGAAUGUGGGGAAUGUGCCUCCGACAGCCACAGAGGGCAAACCGGUGCGGGGAGGCACCCUGCUGGACCAGCUACAGCGUAAACUCCGUGAGAUCAGUACAAAAUUCCAGUUGUUCGAGAAACCGGCUAACUUUGAGCAGCGGAUGCUAGACUGCAAGAGGAUUCUGGAAAGUGCUAAAGCUGAACUUAAUGUACUGGACCUGAGAGACACCCAAGCAGAGGAGAUACAAGCCCAUCUCACUGGAUGCAUGAAACUGUAUAAGAUCUUGAGCGAGGUGAAACUGGAGGUGGAGACGGUGAUUAAAACAGGCAGACAGAUUGUACAGAAACAGCAGACGGAAAAUCCUAAAGGAAUGGACGAACAGCUCACCGCACUCAAAUUACUCUAUAAUGACCUGGGAGCUCAGGUGACUGGGGGGAAGCAGGAUUUGGAAAAGGCCCUGUCCCUGUCUCAGUGUCUGCAGAAGGACAGCGCCACUCUGCAGGCCUGGAUGAACCACACUGACACUCAAUUCAAAGAGAAACUCAACUCAGGGGAGAUGCCCGCUGAAAUCGAUGUGGAGAUCACAUGGGCCAACGGUGUGUUGAAGGAGUCUGAGCGUAAGAAGAGUGAUCUGUCUGUGAUCAUGGAGAACAGCACCGCCCUGCAGGCGUUAGUGGAGGGCAGUGAAGCUCAGCUGGAAAAUCAGCUGUUUGAACUAAAUGAGGAUUGGGAGCGCGUGCACACUCUGAUAGAGGACUGGCUUAGUGUUGUUCUGAAUCACAGGCGUGAGGUGGAGAUAUUUGAUGAGAAUUUGGCUCAUAUCAGCACGUGGCUCUAUCAGACUGAGAUCCGAUUGGAUGAGAUGGAGAGGAUGCCUGCAGCCGAGAGAGACAGAAUGUUAAAGGCUGUGCUGUGUGAGUUGGAGGUUAUGAGUAUGCGUGUGGACAGCGCUCGUGAUCAGGCAGUGAUUUUAAUGACCAGUAGAGGGCCCACGUGCAGAGAGCUGGUGGAACCAAAACUGGCUGACAUCAGCUGCAAUUUCCACAAAGUGGCGCAGCACAUCAGCUCUGCUCAGGUGUCGGCCAGUCUGGAGGUCAAUCAGGAGGUGAUACGCCCACAGCAAGUGGUGUCAGAUGAGAGGUCUGCUCCUCAUGUCUCCUCUCUGCUACUGUUUGAAUCAGACCUACAAGCUGCUCUCAAAGCACUGGAGCAACAGGACCAUGCACACACACCUGACGAUGAGAGGAUGGAUGAGGAAAAAGCUUGUGUUGAGGAGGUGUUGAGGAGAGGAGAGGAAGUGCUGCUAUCUGUUCCUGAUGAGGACAGAAGAGAAGACCUCCACAGGAGACUUCUGUUGCUCCAGACACGCUAUAAGGAGCUGCACAUUGUCAGAACUCAACCAGUUGUUAAAGUUGCCAUCGACUCAACAUCAUCUCCACAUAGAGCAGAUUCAUCCCUCUCUCCUCCGAAUGAGAUGAGCGCUUCUCUCUCUCCGUCCGACUAUCUGCUGGAGAUUAAUAAGGUUCUUCUGGUCAUGGCCGACAAAGAGCUACUCCUGAACUCCUCAGAGCUGAGCGGAGGACUAUUUGAAGAUUUCUCUAGUCAGGAGGACAUGCUCAAGAGUAUAAAGGAGAGUUUGGAGCGGUUGGGUGAGCAGGUUGAAGUGAUCAAUGAGCGUCAACCUGACGUGAUUUUGGAAGCUUCCAGAGAAGAAAUGGCUCAGAUAUCUGAUGCCCUGGCACAACUGAACUCCGAGUGGGACAGAGUCAACCGCAUUUACAGUCAGAGGAAAGGGUGUUUUGAUCAAGCUGUUGAGGAGUGGAGGCAGUUCCACUGUGACAUGAAUGAUCUUUCACAGCGGCUGAGUGAGACAGAACAGAUCCUGGCAGACGGAAUCGGACCUGAUGGAGAACUAGACCUGGAACGUGCCCGUGCACAGCAACAGGACCUGGUGGAGUGUUUGGCAUCUCAUCAGUCUGUUGUGGUGUUGUUGAGCCAAUCUGGAGAACACAUCAUCAGUCAGCUCUCGUCUCCUGAUGGUGCUCUGCUGAAGGAGAAACUGGACACUCUGAGACACAGCUGGACACAAGUCCAGAGACAAGUGUCUGACCGCCAGCGCAGGUUGAUGGGUGAAGAUCCAGCUGUGAUGGAUGUCAUUCAGCGUUCUGCUGAUCUGGCUCAGUGGCUGGAGCAAACGGAGGUUGCUGUGGCGACAUUACCCAUCUCUGCUACUGACAACAACCUUAGAGAGCUCAAGGCUCUGACAGAGGAAAUGGAUGGUCAGAAUGAGAUGUUAUCAUGGCUGAAUAAGACUGGCUCUCAGAUCUUGUCAAAAUCCAGUCUGAGUUCCCAAAAUAGAGACAGUCAUGUGAAUAAACUACGCCAGAUAAACAUCAGCUGGAGUAAAGUGAGCCGUGAGUUGCUGGAUAAGGUGCGUGAGGUGGAGGGGCAUCUGAACACACACACACAGGUCCAAGACGAAAGCAGGCUAACAUCAUACGGGCAGUUCCAGGAUCACUUAAACAGACUGGGUGAAUGGGUUCACAUCACCAGCCAGUCACAGAGUGAUGUUACACCCACUGAGACACAGGUUCUGGAGAUGUCCAUGCGAGAGCAGAAGCGAGAGUUGGAGAAGUUAUUGUCGUACUCCAUCGAGCUCCAGAGGAAACAGCUGCUGUUACCACAGGAAAAGAGUAAAAUUGAGCAGCUUGCAGUGGAUUGGAAGGCUCUGGAUGUCAGAUUGAAGGAGACACCACAACAGUCUCUGUCGCCAUGGACACAACAGUCUCUGUCACCAUGGACACAACAGUCUCUGUCACCAUGGACACAACAGGUUGCUCAGCAGCAAUUUACAGCGAGGGUGCCGUCUGCUGUUCACAUGGUCAGUCUGAUGAGCGAGGAGCGACAUCACAGUCCAGAGCUAGUGGCCCCAACCGAUCUCAACCAAACAGCUACAGAGCUGGCGGACUGGCUCCUGCUCAUACACCAGAUGCUCAAAUCCAACAUUGUCACUGUGGGAGACAAAAAUGAGAUCCACACUACCAUCGGGCGCCUGCAGGUGACUAAAGGUGAUCUAGAGCAGAGACAUCCUCAACUGGAGGACAUCAUCACUAUGGCUCAGAACAUUAAGAACAAAACCUCCAACCUAGAUGUGCGCACUUCCAUCUCAGAGAAACUGGAGAAAGUGCGCAGCCAAUGGGACAGCACACAGCAUGGAGUGGAGGCGCGGCUUCAGCAGCUGGACCGCAUGAUUGGCCACAGCGACCAGUGGGAGGAACAGAGACGGAAGGUGAAGGCUCUGAUUGGUCAAAAUGAGAUGCAGUUGCAAAACCUGCUGCAGCUGACCCGAGAGCCGCUGACUAAACAGAUCAGUGACAACAAGGCGUUCCUGCAGGUGCUCAGUGGAGGACAGGAGAGUGUGACCUCCUUUAAUGAACUGUCCAAUCAGCUGCUGCAGGAAUAUGCAGCUGAUGACACACGCAAGGUCAAAGAGGUUAUAGACAAACUCAGCAAUUUGUGGAACAGUGUCAAUAACAGGGCCUCUGACCACCAGGCGGCUUUGGAUUCAGACCUAAAGACUCUGCAGGCGUCCCUCCGAGAGCUCGAGUCCUUCCUGAAGUGGCUGCAGGAGGCGGAGACUACUGUCAAUGUGCUAUCGGAUGCCGCCCAAAGGGAGGAGCUCGCCCAGGACUCCGCCCGCAUCAAGAAACUGAAAGGCCAGCUUGGGGACAUCCAGGCAGAGAUUGAGGCUCAUAAUGAUGUGUUCAGGAGUGUGGAAGGGAAUAAGCUGAAGAUGGUGAAAGCUCUGGGCAGCUCAGAGGAGGCAGUUUUCCUGCAGCAGAGACUGGAUGACAUGAACCAGCGCUGGAACGACCUCAAAGCCAAAUCAGCCAACAUACGGGCUCAUCUGGAGGCCAGUGCAGAGCGUUGGAACAAGCUGUUGUCAGUGUUGGAGGAGUUAAGCCGCUGGAUCAGUGUGAAAGAUGAAGAGCUGAACAAACAGAUGCCCGUUGGAGGAGACAUGCCCACAUUGCUGCAGCAACACACACACUCCACGGCCCUAAGUGCGGAGCUGAAGGAGCGAGAGCAUGUUGUCCUCAGCACAUUGGACCAGGCUAGCAUGUUUCUGGCCGACCAGCCAAUUGAAGGGCCUGAAGAGCCACGCAAAAUUCUGCAGCCUAAAACAGAACUGACCCCAGAGGAGAAGGCCCAGCGAGUGGCUAAGGCAAUCCGUAAGCAGACAGCAGAGGUUGGUGAGCGCUGGGAGAGGCUGAUGAGACAUGCGGACACCUGGCAGGAGCAGGUUGAGAGAGCUCUCAAUAAACUGCAGGACCUCCAGAGCUCCAUGGAACAACUAGACCUGCGUCUUGCUCAAGCUGAGGAGCUCAAAGGCUGGCAACCCGUGGGAGAUCUUCUCAUAGACUCUCUUCAGGAUCACAUUGAUAGGACAAUGGCUUUCAGAGAGGAAAUCUUUCCUAUGAAACAAAAUGUUCAAGCUGUGAAUGAUCUGGCAGGUCAACUGACUCCACUGGACAUCCAGCUGUCCUCCACCACCAACCGCCAAUUAGACAACCUCAACAUGCGCUGGAAGCUACUGCAGGCGGCUGUAGAGGACAGGUUGAAGCUCUUACGGGAAGCACACAGGGAUUUUGGUCCCUCCUCUCAACACUUCUUAUUAACAUCAGUCCAGUUGCCCUGGCAGAGAGCAGUGUCCCAGAACAAAGUUCCCUACUACAUCAAUCAUCAGAAUCAGUCGACAUGCUGGGACCAUCCCAAGAUGACUGAACUGUAUCAUUCACUCUCUGACCUCAACAAUGUGCGAUUUUCCGCAUAUAGAACGGCCAUGAAGAUCCGUCGCCUACAGAAAGCACUCUGCUUGGAUCUGUUGGAUCUGAGUGUAGCUCAGUCGAUGUUUCAGCAGCAUAAGUUGACAGUGAACUCUCAGCAGUUGACAGUUCCUGAGGUCAUCAACUGUUUGACGUCUGUCUAUGACGGACUGGAGCAGGAAAACAAAGACCUGGUCAAUGUCCCACUGUGUGUGGACAUGUGCCUCAACUGGCUGCUCAACGUCUACGACACGGGUCGCAGUGGAAUGAUCCGUGUUCUGUCGAUGAAGAUUGGCCUCCUCUCUCUUUGUAAGGGUCUCCUGGAGGAGAAAUACAAAUGUCUGUUUAAUCAGGUCUCGUCAGCGGGUGACACGUGUGAUCAGAGACAGUUGGGUCUGCUGCUCCAUGAUGCCAUUCAGAUCCCUCGACAGCUGGGCGAGGUGGCAGCCUUUGGCGGGAGCAACAUUGAGCCCAGCAUCCGCAGCUGCUUCCAGCAAGUGACCAAUAAGGUAGAGCUGGAACCGAGGCAGUUCGUCGAUUGGAUGAGGCUGGAGCCGCAGUCUAUGGUGUGGCUUCCUGUCCUGCACAGAGUGGCGGCUGCAGAAACAGCCAAACAUCAGGCCAAGUGCAAUAUCUGUAAAGAGUACCCCAUUGUCGGCUUCAGAUAUCGUAGUCUGAAGCACUUCAACUAUGAUGUGUGUCAGAGUUGUUUCUUCUCUGGUCGGACUGCAAAGGGUCAUAAAUUGAACUACCCCAUGGUGGAGUACUGCACACCGACCACCUCAGGGGAAGACAUGAGAGAUUUUACCAAAGUCUUAAAAAACAAGUUUCGCACUAAGAAGUACUUUGCAAAGCACCCUCGUCUGGGUUACCUGCCUGUUCAGACGGUCCUAGAAGGAGACAAUAUGGAAACUCCGGUCACUCUGAUCAGCAUGUGUCCGGAGCAGUAUGAGCUGUCCCCAUCUCCACAACUCCCUCAUGACGACACACACUCACGGAUAGAGCAGUACGCCAGCAGGUUGGCGCAGAUGGAACGCUCUAAUGGAUCUCUGCCUACAGAAAGCAGCUCAGCCACUGGAAGCAUGGACGAGGAACAUGCUUUAAUCCUGCAGUACUGUCAGACUUUAGGAGGGGAGGGCUCAUCCUUCUUCCAGACCCAAAGCCCCACCCAUAUCCUCAGGAGCCCCACCUCUAAUGUUCAUAGCCCUUCCUACCUGCUACAGAGCCCCACCCAGAUUCUGCAGGCAGUGGAGAGGGAGGAGCGAGGAGAGCUGGAGCGAAUCAUAGCACAACUGGAGGAAGAGCAGCGGACCUUACAGAAAGAGUAUGAGCAGUUGCGGCAGCAGCACGGUCAGCCCAACGCAGGGGCCGCAGCUGUUGGUGGGGCCCCUGAGGAAGCUGACCUGUUAGCCGAAGCUAAACUUCUGCGACAGCACAAGGGACGAUUGGAGGCUCGCAUGCAGAUACUAGAGGAUCAUAACAAACAGCUGGAGUCCCAGCUCUACCGGCUACGCCAACUACUACAUCAGCCUGAGCUAAAUGGCACGUCAUCAUACGGCUCUCUCCAUCAGGACGCAGCAGGACAAACCGAGCUCUCGGAUGAGUGUUUUAACAGUAGCACUGAUCUGGCUGAGGUUAUGGAACAGAUUAACCACAAUUUUCCUGCAUGCUCUCCAUCAAGUGUGUCGUCAAGUCCCAAGGUGAUGUAAGUGUUGUCAGAAGAGCACCCAUCUGGAGAGUAGAAAUCCUACGGAUGUGAAGAGCACUGUCCAGCUCAACAGUUCAAGUUUCCCAUUCCAGAGUUGCAGAUUCCCGGCUGUUCUCUAGACAGACAUGGACCCAAAGACUCUGGAACAGGACCACACAAUUCAUUUAAAUGGCUUUUACUACUGUGUCUGUCUGUACUAUGCAACUGUAUAUUUGAUCAACAUGUAGAUUGUACUUGAGGUGUAUUUGCCUAUUUGUUUUAAUAAUCUUGAAGAUUAUUUAGGGUUAUGCGGGGGCCAUUUAUCAUCUAACCUGUUCACUUUUAUUUUUGCGUUCACCAGGAACCAAACUACUACAUAUCUCACAUGCAACUCACAUCACCCCAGUAUCCAUUGCUGUUCAAAUCAGCACCUGUUAUCUUUCUACAUACGUGGUUAUUAGUUUAGUUAGAAAGCUAUGUAAAAACUUAGUAUGAAGACAGUUCAUGUUUUGCCAUCUCAAAACUGCACGUUGCCCCAACAUUGUUCUGUUAUAGUUUUAGCCUGUUUUGACACCAUUUGCCAUGAAUGGUCUCACUAUAAAGCAUUUUGACAUUCAAACCCACAUUUCUAGAAUGCAUGCACAGAUGUUCUACAACAAAACUGCAUCAAAACACCCUUUUGUGCCUAUAAAGCAUCCAUUCCAGGUGAGAAUAGCAGGCGAAAGAUACUGUAAUCCUCAAGAUCAUGUAGAAAGAUUCUAUUAUAAAAAAGACAAAUGUAGAAAACUUGGAUAUUCAGGAGGCUUGGCCCAAGAUGAUUUAUCUUUGAGUAGUAUAAUUUUAUAAAUAAAUGUUUUUAAAAUAAAAAUUGAAGAAAGCCAUGAUUGCCUUGCUACCUCAGAUGUGAUCAAUCAUUCAUUCGUUCAUUUGUUCGUUCAUUGGCGUGGUCUGUACCGUUGGAUUUCGCAAUCACGUAACAAUACAAUCCCUAUCCAUGACUGUCGAUUGAUUCACUUUCAAUUUCUGAAACAACUACAUUGUUCCAGCAAUUGUUCCACAAAGAUGCACCCGUUACAUGAGUAAGCUACCCUGAUGACUAGGUUGUGCUUUUCCCUUGUCCAGCAGUCGUCUCACUUUUCUACAUGGUGUAUUUGUGUUGUGCUACUUUUGGUGAAGCAUUAGAUGUUAACAAGACUUUAACACCUGACAAACAUUUAAAGUUGAUUCUGACCUAGUGAAGUCUCAGUGUCACCAGUGCUGUGCUGUUCUGACCCGAGAUUAGUCCGAUUAGACCAUCCACACUACAUGUAAUGAGGUUCUAUACGUUUUAUUCUAAAUAAAGUUUGUAU
Messenger RNA from Xyrauchen texanus (razorback sucker), 12293 nucleotides. RefSeq names its product utrophin-like. Lineage: Eukaryota; Metazoa; Chordata; Actinopteri; Cypriniformes; Catostomidae. The transcript is spliced from 77 exons. The coding region runs from base 368 to 10966 and encodes 3532 amino acids. Gene Ontology annotation, cellular component: plasma membrane. Gene Ontology annotation, molecular function: zinc ion binding; protein binding. The record is from RefSeq and is a predicted model, not a curated record. Gene Ontology annotation, biological process: synaptic signaling.